Molecule: messenger RNA, 246 nt
Organism: Drosophila takahashii
Lineage: Eukaryota; Metazoa; Arthropoda; Insecta; Diptera; Drosophilidae
Source: RefSeq, a predicted model, not a curated record
UCAAAUCGGUCGUGUGUGGUCAAAAAAAAAAAAACGCAAAAUAAAAUGCUGCAGGAAAAUCCAGAUAAGUCGAAUAUGGCGAACAAAUCGUUAGGAUACGCCCUUAAACGGAGAAAAGAUCGUUUUGUGGUCGAGCCAACCGUGGGAAUCGAGAAUCCAGCCUACGAACCCGAUCUGGGUGGAGAUAUAUCCUCAAUCGGUGUCACCAAUCGACAAUGGCGAGUAUAUAUCAUCACUUAUUAUUAA